Molecule: messenger RNA, 1712 nt
Organism: Phyllopteryx taeniolatus (common seadragon)
Lineage: Eukaryota; Metazoa; Chordata; Actinopteri; Syngnathiformes; Syngnathidae
Gene: dnajc15
Product: DnaJ (Hsp40) homolog, subfamily C, member 15
Exons: 7
Coding region: 57-494 (145 amino acids)
Biological process (GO): protein import into mitochondrial matrix
Cellular component (GO): PAM complex, Tim23 associated import motor
Molecular function (GO): ATPase activator activity
Source: RefSeq, a predicted model, not a curated record
ACGUUGAAGGGCACAAAGCGGAAGCUACGUCACUUUAUUCAGGCUUGUCAUCAAACAUGGCGACCUCCUGCGACGGAGAAAUGAUGCGCUACGCGGAGUACAGGCCGAAAGUGAGCUCCGGCAGCGAGGCGGAGAUCGACAAGCGGGUGGGGGGCGCGCUGAUUGCAGUCGGUCUUGGUGUGGCUGCUGCAGGUUUUGCUGGUCGCUACGCCUUCCAGCUGUGGAAGCCUCUAGGGCAGAUGUUGUCGGAAACAGUCCAGAAGAUGCCCACACCGGCGUUCUCGUCGUACUACAAAGGAGGCUUCGAACAGAAGAUGUCCAAACGGGAGGCUAGCCUCGUCCUCGGCAUAAGUCCGGUGAGUACAAAGGCCAAAGUACGCGAGGCACACCGAAGGAUCAUGGUCCUUAACCAUCCCGAUAAAGGUGGUUCACCAUAUCUCGCUGCCAAAAUCAACGAGGCCAAAGACCUUCUGGACAAGGACAUGCAGCGGUGACCACCGCUGAUGAGGGGGGUUUCCUAUCACGGUCUGCAGUAGAAGACGAGCAUGGCCACCUGAGGGCAGGAGAGAUGCAGUAUAAAUGAUUGAUUGAUUGAUUGAUUGAUUGAUAGAUCAUUCUUUACUUGCGCAUGGUGGCCAUCUGCUGGAUGGUGUCGGGGAGCGGGUGUGUGAAGGUCUCAGGCAGGAAGAUGCUGAGCACAACUCCAAACACAGACAAGGAACCCACCAGGAUCCACGGCAGCAACUCGUACCACACGCCUGACACAUGCAACAUAUCACAUGACAUACUCAGACAUGUGCACAAACAUUCUUAUAAUAGAACUUGUUCCAGUGUUCUCAAACUUUUCACUCCAAGUACCACCAUCAUGACCAGCAUUAAAAUCAUCAACGGCGCAGUAGGCCCAAGUGUUCAUCAAAAACAAGGCAGAAGUUUUAUUCCCAAUAUGUACACUAUCAGUCAAAAGUUUCGACACACUUCUCCAUUUAAUAACACGAAACAGUGUUUCAAAACCUUUGGUGCUGGUCAGCCUAUUUCAUAUUAUUAUAAGCCAGUGUAACAUUAUGCAGUUUGAACAUUAACACUGAUUAAAUACAGGGGUAAAAAAACUAGUUAAUUCAAUUACAAUGCACUUCACAUAAAAGUUAAAAAUCCACCCAUCCAUUUUCCGUACUGCUUAUCCUCACCAGGGUCGCGGGCCUGCUGGAGCCCAUCCCAGCUAUCUUUGAGCGAGAGGCGGGGUACACCCUGAUCUGUUCACCAGACCAAUCACAGGGCACAUAUAAACAAACAACCAUUCACACUCACAUUCACACCUACGGGCAAUUUAGAGUCGUCAAUGAACCUACCACGCGUGUUUUUGGGAUGUGGGAGGAAACCCGAGUGCCCGGAGAAAACCCACGCAGGCACGGGGAGAACAUGCAAACUCCACACAGUGGAGGCCGGAUUUGAACCCAGGUCCUCGGAUCUGUGAGGCAGGUGUGCUAACCAUUCAUCCAUCGUGCUGCAUAAAAGUUAAAAACUGCACAUAAAAGUUUAAAAACAGUUCUUAAAGAUUCAAUCCAAAUGCAUUGAAUUUAAAAGUUAAAGACCCAAUAAAGUAAUUUUUUUUUUAUUUUUUUUUAAAUACAACAAAUGUGUUUGAAGUGCGGAAAACAUGCAAAGACAGAACAAUUUAAUACUGAAUUGUUGAAUUAAACUUUUUCACCAUUUCA